Molecule: messenger RNA, 3003 nt
Organism: Letharia columbiana
Lineage: Eukaryota; Fungi; Ascomycota; Lecanoromycetes; Lecanorales; Parmeliaceae
Exons: 2
Coding region: 1-3003 (1000 amino acids)
Biological process (GO): ER to Golgi ceramide transport; endocytosis; maintenance of cell polarity
Cellular component (GO): cytosol; intracellular membrane-bounded organelle; plasma membrane
Molecular function (GO): sterol binding
Source: RefSeq, a predicted model, not a curated record
AUGGCGGGCAUGGAGCAGCUCGAGAUACAUAGCAAGUCAUACCUUGUCCGCUGGGUUAAUGUCAAAUCCGAGCAUACAAUCUCCUGGAGUAUUCGGCCGGACAAGAAAUCUAUCAAUUUCGGCAUCUUCAAGCACCCUGGCUCUGGCCAGGCUCCUACCCCAAACCUUCCAUCAUCUACCUUCGAGCCACCGCCCACCCCAAGCGUUCGUCCCGAAGAUGCGCUCCAGGAAGCUCAUUUAUCUAAGAACUCAUCAUCCACCGCAACCGAGAAGCUGAAGAGUAUAGGACUCAAGCCAGUGUCUUGGUAUGGAACAUGCGAAGCGAACAGAGUAUCGACAGGAACAUAUGACGUACCCCAAAACGAAGGGGCGAUGUACGCUCUGGUCUUCGAUAAUACCUUUGCCAAAUCAUUCGCCAAGUCGGCAACUUUCGUCUUGUUAACAUACCCCACCGGUUCUCCUCCACAGUCGAAUUCCCACAUACAUCACGUACAAGGGGGAUCUGCCGAGAGCGUGACAAGCCUUAAAGAUACCUCGAACGCUAGGAAAGUACCUAUGAAGCGCGAGUCCUCGGGUCCUGCCACCCAGAAUGGCUCGUCCAAUUCAGCAGCCCAGCAAGGUUCAGACGAGUGUAAAUACAAACGUCAGCGAGAAGGUCACAGCGGAUCAGGCUCAAACUUCUUCACUGGAGUGCUGCAGAAGAAACGCCGUAAGAAGAACCAGGGUUGGGCGCGCAGAUUUUUCUCUCUGGACUACACAUCCUCUACUCUCUCGUACUACCAGAAUCGCAGAACACAGGCAGUGAGAGGGGCAGUGCCUUUGUCGAUGGCUGCAAUAGGAGCCAACGCCAAGACCAGACAGAUCAGUAUCGAUUCAGGAGCCGAAAUAUGGCACCUCAAGGCUGGUAACCAAAAAGACUUCGACGCAUGGAAACGGGCCUUGGAGCUUGCAAGAUCAUGUGCAAGUCCCACCACGCCGGCGUCUGCAACACGAUUAGAUAUGGAUGGGAGAAGUACAUCAGCCGCGCGCACCAGUCCAGAGGAAGAACGGCAUUGGGCGAAGGUCGAAGAUCUGGUGGCUAAAGUAAGAGAAUCGCGAGACGCUGCCAAAUCAUUGGCCAUAGAUACGGAUCCGAAGUACCUACCCCAGACUCAGACGCACACGCCUAUUGAUCCAGCACUUGGCCGAGUAGACUCGGCCCCAAUCUCCGCAGCGUCGAGUACCAGUGGAAGCCCUGCCGAACAGAGCUUGCCUAGUGGGUAUUUUGCCGAGGGCGAUCGGAGGCCUUUCUGGAAACGCAAGCCAACUACUGAUAAGCCAAUGCCGGGAAUGUAUCGAAGUGUAUCGGCAACGCCUUCGACGCCGUCAGUAAAAGUAUCUCGUCCGACUCCAAUCAGGACAUCUUCUUUCGGGAAAACCCUACAGAGUCAUCUGGAAGAGGAGAGUGUGCACGACCGAUGCUUAUCACUUCUCCGCGAUCUUGAUUCGAUCGUGGCAAAUUUUAGCCGUCUCAUCGCAGAGACCAAGCAGCGCCGCGCGCCAGUGAUCCCUCCUACCACCUCUCGACAGAGCAUAGACACCCAAGGGGAUGAUGAGUUCUUCGACGCCGAAGGAGGCAAUGUUUCGCUAUUGCUGGAUAUCCAUCAUGAAACUGAAGAGGAAGGCGAAGAGGCAGACCGUGGUUUUGCCACCGACGAAGACUCGGCCUCUGCCAGCGAUGUCGAUGAGCCUACCGUCCCAGGCCAGCACAGCGCAGAAUCGGGGAAAGCUACACCAGCAUUCCCUUCAAAACCAAAGUCUUUAACACCUCUCCCAGCGCAGUGGGUCAAGCGUAGAAAUGCCGUAACUGCUCCUACCGGCACUCCACCCAGCCUGGUCUCCUUCAUGCGCAAAAAUGUUGGCAAAGACCUUUCCACGAUAUCAAUGCCAGUCACCGCAAAUGAACCGAUAUCCGCUCUUCAACGCUUCGCUGAAGUUGUCGAGUACUCCACUCUCUUAGACGACGCUGCAAACAAGCCUAGAUCGAGUAUCGAACGUCUGAUCUACGUAACAGCUUUCGCCGUCUCGAAUCUUUCCAGUAUCCGUGUCAAAGAACGUGCUAUCCGCAAACCCUUCAAUCCUAUGCUUGGUGAAACGUUCGAGCUUGUACGCGAAGAUCGUGGAUUACGAUUUCUCGCAGAGAAGGUCUCCCAUCGCCCGGUGCGCAUGGCUUACCAAGCCGAGAGCGAACAUUGGACGCUCACUCAGUCUCCCUUACCUACACAGAAGUUCUGGGGCAAAUCCGCAGAGCUGAUCACAGAGGGUAAGGUUCGUGUCAUCUUGCAUUCAACGGGCGACAGAUUCAGCUGGGCCCCUGGAUCGAGCUUUCUCCGCAACAUUAUUGCAGGCGAGAAAUACGUUGAGCCUGUAGGAAACAUGACCAUUGUCAACGAAGCUACGGGGGAAAAAGCAGUCAUUACUUUCAAAACCAAGGGCAUGUUCUCCGGCCGCAGUGAGGAUGUCGCUGUCCAGACCUACGAUUCCUAUGGCGACGAGCAACCUCUUGGCUUGGUUGGAAAGUGGACUUCUUCCCUGACCGCCACAGAGAAUGGCAACUCUAGGACGAGUGAACCUCCGAUCUGGAGUGCUGCUGAGCUAGUUCCGGACGCCGCAAAACGCUAUGGUUUCACCACUUUCGCUGCAUCCCUGAACGAGAUCACGCCCAUUGAGAAGGGGAAAUUGCCGCCUACUGAUAGCAGACUUCGACCAGAUCAGCGUGCAGCUGAAGAUGGCGACUUCGAUGAAGCUGAGGUGCUGAAGGGAAAGCUGGAAGAAGCGCAGAGAAAGAGGAGGAGGACCAUGGAGGAUGAGGGUAGUUCUUGGACGCCCAAAUGGUUUGAAAAGGUUGAGGGUGGCGAUGGGAGUGGAGAGGAGGUGUGGGUUGCGAGGGCUGGGCAGGACGAUUAUUGGGAGAAGCGAAAGAACAGUGAAUGGGAAGAGGUAGAGAAGAUUUUCGAUUUGUGA